CCGCUCCAGCGCGCACCGCACGACGUGUGAUCGCGCCAGCGCGUCGAUCGGCACCAUAACCUCGUUCUGCAGACGGACUUUUGUCGACACAAGAAGUGCUUCCCUUUCCCCCGAACUCUUAUUAGAGUUUAUAUCGACAAAAGUGACAUCUACCACUCAAGUACCACCAUGGCAGCAUUGUCAGGGGGAGAGACGUGCGUCAAAUACCUGAUGUUUGCCUUCAACUUGGUGUUCUGGCUUGCAGGUACUGCUGUAUUCGCUGUGGGCCUGUGGUUGAGAUUGGACCCAAAGACCAAAAGCAUUUUUGAAGGAUCAGACUCUCCAGUGUUUUACACAGGCGUAUACAUCUUGAUUGGAGCUGGAGCACUUAUGAUGGUGGUGGGCUUUCUCGGAUGUUGUGGGGCUAUCCAGGAGUCACCCUGCAUGCUGGGGCUGUUCUUCUUCUUUCUGCUAAUCAUAUUAGCGGUUGAAGUAGCAGCUGGCAUCUGGGGGUUUUCAAACCAAACCAAGGUGGUAGAUGACAUCACAAGAUUCUACAUGCAGACUUACAACGACUAUAAGAAAACAGGAGACGAGCGACUCAAAGAGACGCUGCGGGUCAUCCAAGCUGAGCUGAAAUGUUGUGGUCCAAAUGGUAUGGUACAAGAGACAGCUGCCAAAGACACUUGUCCCCGUGGAGAACCACUCGAAGAGUUCAUUCUUAAGGGCUGUCCGCGUGCCAUUGAUGAUGUGUUCGACUCUAAGUUGCACAUCAUCGGAGGAGUGGGCAUCACCAUUGGAAUUAUCAUGGUGUUUGGGAUGAUCUUUAGCAUUCUCCUGUGCCGCGCAAUCAGGAUGUCUCGGGAGGUGGUGUGACUGCUGCCUGAAGUCCUUGUAAAAGUUGCAUGAUGUCAUUCCCAGAGUCAAAUGACUUCCCACUGCCAAUAGGAUCACUGCUUGUUUGAGGGGGGCAUAACAUAAUCUGGGCUGUCUGCAGAUAUUUCUGGCUAUACUUGGGUAUAAUACAUCAAUUCUAACUGUGCUGCUGACAUAGAUGUGAUGUGAUUAUUAAGCCCAGCUAUACAAUGGGUAUCAUCUGUGGUUCAGUGAAAGAGUAGAACAGAAAUGUUUCAUUUUGUGGUACAGAAAUCUAUGUCUGUCACUUGAUAAUUAUGUAAACAAAAGAACGUACUAAUGUAUGCUGAUCACAUUUCUAUUGAACUCAUGCUGGGUUUCCUCCUAGCACAAGCGCACAGUCUGGAUCCAAGGCCACAGAGCAGCAAACUUCACCAUUUCAGCGCAACACAGCAGUGAUCAGUGAUUAAGAUUCUUUUAUCUCACAAUCAUGGUACAAGUAGCCAAUUGAAUACCAAGCUAUUACCGACAAAAUAACUGUGAUUUCACCCAGCUUGGUGUUGAGUAGCAUCUUGUUUCCAACAGAAUAAUAACAUUUUUCUUUCCUGUCUCUUCCGCUUCUCCUAAUUGUUCUUGGUUGCCACGCCUUUUUAUUUUGUCAUAUUUUUUAAAAAGUGUUUCUUUUCUAUUUGUAAGAUUUUUAAUGUUUGGUGUUUAUAUGGUACAUGCAGUUUGAUGAUGAUGUAUUUUUUUAUUGUCCUCUUCAUUUGACAGAAUGGGUGGAUUUAUGCUACAGUAUGUGCACUAUAUUUCACAAACUCAAAGUUAACGAGAGCCAAAUAAACUCAAAUAUAAUAAACUGAGUUUGAGGCUA
Molecule: messenger RNA, 1708 nt
Organism: Cololabis saira (Pacific saury)
Lineage: Eukaryota; Metazoa; Chordata; Actinopteri; Beloniformes; Belonidae
Gene: cd9a
Product: CD9 molecule a
Exons: 8
Coding region: 169-855 (228 amino acids)
Cellular component (GO): membrane
Source: RefSeq, a predicted model, not a curated record